Molecule: messenger RNA, 606 nt
Organism: Chondrus crispus (carragheen)
Lineage: Eukaryota; Rhodophyta; Florideophyceae; Gigartinales; Gigartinaceae
Exons: 1
Coding region: 1-606 (201 amino acids)
Biological process (GO): DNA integration
Molecular function (GO): nucleic acid binding
Source: RefSeq, a predicted model, not a curated record
AUGGCCAAACUCGGCCUCCUGCCAAACCUCCCGCCCACACUCAGGCAACGACCACCGCGGAUCACCUGCUCGAGCUGCGCUGCAGCGAAGCAGCAGCCCGCACCGCACUACCCCAAGACUCACAACUACCGAGUAGGAGCCGCCUUUAGCAGCGAUAUAUGUGGACCAUUCAACCCCACAUCCAGGCAAGGCAACAAAUAUAUACUCACAGUAAUAGACACCCGAUCCCGCUACCUCAUAGUCGACUUCCUGCAAUCAAGAGCAGAAACACCGCACAGGCUGGAUGUCAUCCUCACAGCCCUCAAAAAACGAAAAGGGUGCAAACCGAGACUGUUCCACACAGACAACGCGAAAGAAUAUGUAUCAGACAGCGCCAAUGCCGUAUACAGAUCGCACAACGUCAUGCACAGCACUACAGUCCCACACACGCCCCAACAAAAUGGCAUCGCUGAAAGGAUAAACAGUACACUCAUGAACUCAGCCAGAGCCGCCCCUCACCACAGCUCACUACCCAAGACGCACUGGGAAGACGCAGUAAGGGACGCUGCAUUCAAGUACAACAAUAUACUCCACCACGGGAUCAACACCCUUCCCUACACCAUGUGA